AACAGGCUCGUUCGGUCUUCACGAGACUGGUCAACAAAGGCUUCCACACGCCGAUACCUCUCAAAUUAGUGACGUCCGUCCUGGAUAUAUUCAUAGGGAACUAGCAUACUCCUCGGUCGUUGUCGUUCUUUACUAUGUCCUCACAAACUGUCUCUUUGAGUCCGGCUCGGCCCAUCUUCGUCCACCUCGUUCAUACACACAGCUGUAAGCCUUCCCGAGACGAAGUCCAACAAAGACACUUGAAAAGCUACGCAUCAUGUGGUUCAUGUGGCGCAGCUUAAGAUCAUUGUCGCACUUCCAUUGGCCAUGCACGCCUUUGCUUUGUUCUUCCUCUGCUUUGUCCAUCGCGAUGGCAGCGCAGCACAACCACUUCCGGCGCAAAUGACAACACAGACAAAGCCUCCACUCAGCAAACGUACACGAUGCAAGUUCUUUGUCGGAUCGAAAGCAUGUCUUCGAGCGACGGGUCCGCCGUACUCGCAUUCGUCUCAUUUCUGCCGACAUUGCAGACGGCAUUCGAAAUCUUACUUUCUGGGACUUCGUACACCAAACGCGACAAUGGCAGACUUUCCACCAGACCUGUCCCCAGAGCAAGCCCCCACAACUAAUCUACCAUUCACUACAACUAGACCUACGCCUACCCCCGAAGCCCAAGUUACGCCGGCACUCAAUGGUUCCCUCUUCUCUCUCGCCCGCGAGCUGACAUCGUACUUCCUCGGCCAAACCCUCCACAUUCCUACCUUCAUAUCCGACCACCCAUUAAACACCCUCUUUGCAAGCGCCGCGGUCGGCAUUGGCGCGAGACUCCUUUACAAUGACCAUGCUGCGCGCUCUCGCUCCAGAGUUCAGCUCGCCGUCUUCCACAUCCUGCGCAUCCUCCAGGCAAAUCCCUCCUACUGGCACCAUGUCUCUGACGAGAGCAACUGGCCCGCCUUCCGACAGCAUGUUGUGGAAGAGGUACGGCUCGCCGUGGAGAAGCACCACAUCUCCCGCAGUGAGGGGGAGCAGGUGAAGAAGGUGAUAGAAAAGAGGCUGAUCAAUAUGCUGUGGGACUACGAAGGAAGUCUGCGCGGGGAGGUGAUCAGAAAGAGAAGGAAGUUGUUGGCGGAUCAGAUGGAGGAUAAUAAGGCGAAAGAGAGUUAUUUAGCAAAGAAAAGAAGAGAGACAAGGAAUCCGCUUUGGCCGUCGCAGACGCCCCGUCCGCCGCCGCAACCGCCAGGAGUGGUUGCGGCGAAGAAGCCUCUUCCUAGUUGGGACGACGAUAUGGAUGGCGGUAAUGAAGGCGAUGAUACUGGCGGUGCUGCCCCAGUCGUUGACAGCGCAACGCCGGGAAAUCCAGUGGUAUACCCAGCGCUUCUUCAUUCACACGGUAUUGCCGCAACGCCUGCUCCAGUGUCGAGACCACCCAACUCAUCGCUGGACGAAGCUGCAGCGCGGGAAGCUGCGAUGGCGCCGUUGUAUAAUCGUUUCAGUAAUUCUCCUGCUAUUACGGGUACCGUCGGGCUGCCACGGCCGCCGCUGCCGCACGGGUAUGAUGGUUUAGGGGUGCCCUAUGGAGCGCAGCCGCGACCGCAGCCUGGGAGGCCGGACAAUGCUGCUGUGAAUGCGCGGCGCCCGAAUUCCCGGAAUAACACAACUUUGGGGUCGAAGCCGUCUUCGAAUGUAGCGCUUCCUCCCAUGACCAGCAAUGCGAAUCGUCCGAAUGUGCCGAAGGUGGACGCAGUUCAGCCUCCUACGAGCGGUCAUCCUGCAACACCCGCUCCAUUAUCUCGCCUGACUAUGUCACAGCCAGCGCCUCCUCCUACGAACGACACCGUUGGAACGUCUGCCUCAACAUCGCGGCCGACUUCGAAGGUAGCGCGACCUCCCGCGGCCACCAGUACGAACCAUCCUGAGGACGCGCCUGUCAUGGUCUCCGUCAGACCCCCGAAAAUGACAGUUAGAUACAGAGCUGUCCCUUUUAAGCCGAUAGUGCCCGAUGAAAGGGAGCGAAGACGUCUCAUUGGCGACGAAGGAAGGAGGUGGUGGCCGUGUGCGAUCUGCGAUAUGAUGGUUGAUGUAGCUCCUCUUCCCUGGAAACUACACUUACGCAGUGUUCCGCAUUUGGCUAAGGCUUCCUCUACGCAGGAGAAGGAGAAGCAGAAGGAGAUUGAGGCUGAGGCAGAAGAUGGUGAUAUUGCGGAGGAGGUGGAGGAGCUGGUGGAGAACGCAACAUCGCGACCUCCUUCUCCAAAAUGGACAUGUCACAUAUGUGGGAAGAAACUUCUUUUGUCGCAGAUGUCCGAACAUGAAGCCUAUCAUAAGAAGAAGGAAGACGAAGCCGCUGCUUCCAAGAAGAGGUUCGAACAGUUUGCAUCAGGAAAUGCGGUAACAGGCACCCUGAAUGCUACUUCCAGCGGCUUCAGCGGAUCCGGCAGCAUUAGCGGAUUCAGCGGCUUCAAGACUACUGCACACCCGUCCGUUACAAAAGCACUGAAAGACGAUGAAAAUCUCUCCUGGAGAUGCCCGCUAUGCGACCGCUUGGUUCCCCUUGCAGAGAAGAGCAAGCAUCUCAUGGAACACCUCAAGGAGGGUGAAACUGGUAUCAACGAUGAUGAUAUCUGGAUAAAUUGUCCAGGCUGCGGGCUUUCGAUGCAUGAAAAUGAUUUAUCAGCUCAUUGGCAAGAGGGGUGCGAAGGAAACCUAUUGGUGGGUCAGGAAGAGGACCCAUAUGUACGCUAUAUAUAUUGCGGACGAUGCAACAUGCAGGUUCUCGCAGAUGAAUGGGAUGCCCACGUAGAAAGAUAUCAUCAAGAUCCCCCAACGUCAGGCGAUGACGAUCAAAACAACGGCGACCAAAACGGCGGCGCAAAUGGAAACACCAACGCCUUCGGCCAGCUCAUCAAGCUGCCCAAGACCAAUACGCCCGCGCCUCCGAGCGUGAACGGUCCAACGCCAGUUCCGCCUCCGUCAGCACAGCUCGACGAUCUACGCCGGCUCAGCCAGCCCGCGAUCGCUGUGUCAACCGAAAUCACUGCCAUCCCUGAUGGCCAGGUGGUCAUCAUGUCCACCCCUACAACUCCCGCACCAGGUCUCCCCCAGCAGUUGCAGCCCAGAUCUGCCGUGCCAGCCAGCGCCUCCGUCUCUACUGAUGGCGUAGUCACUGCCACUCCCACACCAAAUCCCCAGCACCCCCAACUCUCGCAAAACUCCACGCCAACUCUCCCGCAGUAUCCCCAUUACCCGCAACUCCCGCACAACGCACUAUACCCACACAUACGUCCAAGGCCUAGCCUCCUCGAGCGCGAGGAGAGAAAGGCGUGGCACGCGGUGGGCUUAAAGACGGUGGAGCAGUACUGGACCAAGGUUAAAAAAGGUCUGUCGCCGAUUAUAGAGCUGGAAGAGGAGGACGAGGGGUACACACCUGAUUCGGCGAGGCUGGCUAGGCUGGCAAAGCAGGGGAAGAUCCCGUGGCCGGCGGGGUUGCUGCCAAUGGGAACGGGUGUUGCAGUUAAUCGGGAAGUUGAGGAAGAGAUUCAACAGGGUAAGUUAGUAUCCAAAUUUCAGGUGAUGCUGAGUUGUGCUGAUGGUUGUGCAGAUAACACGCCAAACGGAGUCCCAGGAGGAGACAUCAAUCCCGCUGAUUCCUAUAUCAACAACGACCCUGCAGCGUAUCUCGGGGCUACACCUACGCCAGCGCCUAGGCCUCCCCAAGACGUCGACAGUGACGACCCGGACGGUCUCUACAAACCUCCCAGCCCUCGACCCCAACCGAACACCCGCCCACCUCCGACCCAACCCACCCGCAUCCGGCGCCCUCCCACGUCCCCACAGGUCGCCGUCCCCCCACGCCGCCAGUCCACAUCUACCUCUAUUCCCCGUCCCGUCUCCCAACCUCGCCUACAAAGCCCAGCACCGGUGUCGCAACGCCCAGCCGUCAAGCGCCGAAGUUCAGCGGCGUCUGCGACUUCUGCAACUUCCCAAUCGAAGAUCACGAAGCCUGACGCGAAGACAGCCAAUAAAAAGCCACCUGCAAAGGGGCGGACGAGCAGGCAGUCGCCGGUGGGUAGUCAGACUUGGACAGGGAUACCGAGUGUACCACCGCCUACGGCUCCGCCUGCGACGCCUGGUGGGAGAAGGAAUGGGAGUGUGCCGCCGACGCCGGAGACGAGGAGGAGUGGGAGGGCGAAUCGGUUUGAGGGGACGUACAAGGAGUGAAUGAGCUAGCUUGGCCGAUUACCGAUACAUGUGUGCCACAAUGCUAGAUCCGGACCUGAGAUGCGGUCCAAGCCGCUGAUCCCCAGGCAACCGAUAUGCAAGGAACCACUACUACGACUUACGGAA
Paraphaeosphaeria sporulosa is the source of this 4323-nucleotide messenger RNA. RefSeq lists its product as uncharacterized. Lineage: Eukaryota; Fungi; Ascomycota; Dothideomycetes; Pleosporales; Didymosphaeriaceae. The record is from RefSeq and is a predicted model, not a curated record. The coding region runs from base 307 to 4197 and encodes 1296 amino acids. The transcript is spliced from 2 exons.